Populus trichocarpa (black cottonwood) is the source of this 871-nucleotide messenger RNA. RefSeq names its product peptidyl-prolyl cis-trans isomerase FKBP20-1. The transcript is spliced from 6 exons. Gene Ontology annotation, cellular component: cytoplasm. The record is from RefSeq and is a predicted model, not a curated record. Bases 182 to 748 code for a protein of 188 amino acids. Gene Ontology annotation, biological process: protein peptidyl-prolyl isomerization. Gene Ontology annotation, molecular function: peptidyl-prolyl cis-trans isomerase activity. NCBI's taxonomy places the organism in Eukaryota, Viridiplantae, Streptophyta, Magnoliopsida, Malpighiales, Salicaceae.
AUUUGUCGCUCACUAUAUUCGUUUCUUCUCACACACAGCUGCGCUGAAAGACCACACCAAGACGCCUAUGGCCACCGAUAUCCCUGUCAUUUCCCCCGAUACCUCGUCACUGAUUCAACCCGAUUUUUCCAUCUCUUCUCGUAUUCUCUUCUCUCUCACUGAACCAGGCUAUUGAGGUGACAUGAGUGAUUCAAUUGAUUUAUCCGGUGAUGGAGGUGUUGUCAAGACAAUCUUGAGGAAAGCGAAAGCUGAUGCGCUUUGUCCUUCGGAUGAUCUUCCUCUUGUUGAUGUUCAAUACGAGGGCACACUUGCUGAAACCGGUGAAGUUUUUGAUACGACACGCAUGGAUAAUACUGUGUUCUCAUUUGAACUUGGGAAGGGCUCGGUGAUUCAGGCAUGGGAGAUUGCAGUGAAAACCAUGAAGGUUGGGGAGGUUGCAAAAAUUACUUGCAAACCAGAAUUUGCUUAUGGCAGUGCAGGUUCCCCGCCAGAUAUCCCACCUGACGCAACUCUUAUUUUUGAGGUGGAGUUGGUGGCCUGCAAGCCACGGAAGGGUUCCAGUGUGACCAGUGUUUCAGAAGAGAGGGCCAGGCUCGAGGAGCUGAAGAAGCAGAGGGAGCUUGCUGCAGCAGCUAAAGAGGAAGAGAAGAAGAGGAGAGAAGAAGCUAAAGCCGCCGCUGCCGCCAGAAUACAAGCCAAGCUGGAAUCGAAGAAAGGUCAAGGGAAGGGGAAGGGAAAGGCAAAAUAGGGCCAUGUCGCUGUUAACUUCAUGAAGAACGAAUAUUAGAUAAAUGAGAUGAUACAUGCAGGAAACAUUUGUCGUGUGCUUAUUGACUUUGACCAUAUGAUGAUAUGAAAGACCUUUAAAUUA